Molecule: messenger RNA, 333 nt
Organism: Didymodactylos carnosus
Lineage: Eukaryota; Metazoa; Rotifera; Eurotatoria; Philodinida; Philodinidae
Source: the annotation of a GenBank genome assembly
AUGAAACCAGGACUUUUGAAACCAAUUAAGCCACCAGAUCCACCCUUUCAAUUGAUUGCAAUCGAUUACGUUGGACCGUUGCCACGUACACCAUCUGAAAAUCGUUAUGUCCUGGUCAAUACUGGCUCUCCCGAGUUGCACAGCGCAGUUGACUAUGAUAGUAUAAAUUGUGUAUUUGACCAUCGACGUCCUGCUGAAAUAACCACUAAUGCCAUUGCUCGCAGCAUCGAUGUUGCUGAACAAAGUCAAACUGAAGCAACAGAUCCUGACAGAAAUCGUACAACCGGAACAGAACCAUUCAAUAUUCAUCAAGAUAUGUCUACGGAAGGUUAA